Psylliodes chrysocephalus is the source of this 525-nucleotide messenger RNA. The record is from the annotation of a GenBank genome assembly. NCBI's taxonomy places the organism in Eukaryota, Metazoa, Arthropoda, Insecta, Coleoptera, Chrysomelidae.
AUGAAUUCGGAAAAUUUGGAUUCGGAUGUAACAGUUGGGACUAAAUUUAGUUCAUACGAUGAUAAUGGAGAAACCAAAAGUUUUGCCAAUAAACAGAGAACAAAAGAAAAUAAUGCUAGAAUACAUACAAAAGUAUCCGAAUUUAGCAAGCAAAAAUCUGCUGAAUACAAUUUUCAAAAGGCCCAAAAACACUGGGAAGAAUUAGGCGAAUUAUUAAAUAGUGUGCGAGGAGGGUCCAAAAAAACUUGGAGGCAGUGGCGCAAGACACGGACUGAUCUAAAAAAAAAUACGAAACAGAAAGCAUCGGGCUUAAAAAAAUAUUACCAAGGAACAGGAGGUGGACCAGCAAUAGAUGAUAAAAUUACAGAAAUCGAAAAAGGAAUAUUGGAAAUAAUUGGCAAUGUUAUGCAGGAAGGUCACAAAGAAAUAUCAGAAACUCCAGUGAACUUUGAAUUUAAUGAUUUAAGUGAUAUUCCGACAGUUGGCCCAGAAAUAGAAGAUAACACAAAUCUAGAAUUUAUUUAA